Messenger RNA from Delphinapterus leucas (beluga whale), 4916 nucleotides. RefSeq names its product endothelin converting enzyme 1 (gene ECE1). Gene Ontology annotation, cellular component: plasma membrane. Lineage: Eukaryota; Metazoa; Chordata; Mammalia; Artiodactyla; Monodontidae. Gene Ontology annotation, molecular function: metalloendopeptidase activity. The record is from RefSeq and is a predicted model, not a curated record. Gene Ontology annotation, biological process: peptide hormone processing.
AUGUCGACCUACAAGCGGGCUACGCUGGACGAGGAGGACCUGGUGGACUCGCUCUCCGAGGGUGACGUGUACCCAAACCACCUGCAGUCUCAUCUUUCACAGAAGGUUCUAAAUAUAUCAGCACAGAAGCAUUUUGGAAUUCACAACAAAAUAAUACGCUGUGUUGUCAUCAUCCCAGCAGCCCACGUGGGUGUGGCCUGUUUUCAGGCCACAAAGUACAUUCAUCCGCCUGAGGCUGCCUGGCAGAGUGGAGGCAGCCCAGUCUCUGAAGCCGGGGGCCCAUCUUUGAAUUUGACACCACUUGUGAUCUUGGGUGAACUUCCGAAGCCCCCGGAAUGGCCAGAGGUGCUGGGCCGCACGGACGCAGCUGGAGAAGCGGCUGGUGAUGCUGGUGGUACUUCUGGCGGCAGGAAUGGUGGCCUGCUUGGCAGCGCUAGGCAUCCAGUACCGGACAAGAACCCCCUCGGUGUGCCUAAGUGACGCCUGCAUCUCGGUGACCAGCUCCAUCUUGAGCUCCAUGGACCCUACGGUGGACCCCUGCCAGGACUUCUUCACCUAUGCCUGUGGCGGCUGGAUCAAAGCCAACCCCGUGCCUGACGGCCACUCGCGCUGGGGGACCUUCAGCAACCUCUGGGAACACAACCAAGCCAUCAUCAAGCACCUCCUCGAAAACUCCACGGCCAGUGUAAGUGAGGCAGAAAGGAAGGCCCAGGUAUACUACCGUGCAUGUAUGAACGAAAGCAGGAUUGAGGAGCUCAAGGCCAAACCCCUGAUGGAGCUGAUCGAGAAGCUCGGGGGCUGGAACAUCACGGGGCCCUGGGACAAGAACAACUUCCAGGGCACGCUGCAGGUGGUGACGUCCCACUACCGCACCUCGCCCUUCUUCUCCGUCUACGUCAGCGCUGACUCUAAGAACUCCAGCAGCAAUGUGAUCCAGGUGGACCAGUCUGGCCUGGGCUUACCCUCGAGGGAUUAUUACCUGAACAAAACCGAGAAUGAGAAGGUGCUGACGGGAUACCUGAACUACAUGGUCCAGCUGGGAAAGCUGCUGGGCGGAGGGGACGAGGACACCAUCCGGUCCCAGAUGCAGCAGAUCCUGGACUUUGAGACAGCGCUGGCCAACAUCACCAUCCCCCAGGAGAAGCGCCGGGACGAGGAGCUCCUCUACCACAAAGUGACAGCAGCUGAACUGCAGGCCUUGGCGCCCGCCAUCAACUGGCUGCCCUUCCUCAACACCAUCUUCUACCCCGUGGAGAUCAACGAAUCCGAGCCUAUAGUCGUCUAUGACAAAGAGUACCUGAGCCAGGUCUCCACUCUCAUCAACAUCACAGACAAAUGCCUGCUGAACAACUACAUGAUCUGGAACCUGGUGCGGAAAACAAGCUCCUUCCUCGAUCAGCGCUUCCAGGACGCCGACGAGAAGUUCAUGGAAGUCAUGUACGGGACUAAGAAGACCUGUCUUCCUCGCUGGAAGUUUUGCGUGAGUGACACAGAGAACACCUUGGGCUUCGCCCUGGGCCCCAUGUUCGUCAAAGCGACCUUCGCCGAGGACAGCAAGAACAUAGCCAGCGAGAUAAUCCUGGAGAUCAAGAAGGCGUUUGAAGAGAGCCUGAGCACCCUGAAGUGGAUGGAUGAAGACACUCGGAAAUCAGCCAAGGAAAAGGCGGAUGCGAUCUACAACAUGAUAGGCUACCCCAACUUUAUCAUGGACCCCAAGGAGCUGGACAAAGUGUUCAGUGAUUACACCGCGGUUCCAGACCUCUACUUCGAGAACGCCAUGCGGUUUUUCAACUUCUCAUGGAGGGUCACUGCCGACCAGCUCCGGAAAGCGCCCAACAGAGAUCAGUGGAGCAUGACGCCACCCAUGGUGAACGCUUACUACUCGCCCACCAAGAAUGAGAUCGUGUUUCCAGCUGGAAUCCUGCAGGCACCGUUCUACACCCGCUCUUCACCCAAUGCCUUAAACUUUGGUGGCAUCGGUGUCGUCGUGGGCCACGAGCUGACUCAUGCUUUUGACGAUCAAGGACGGGAGUAUGACAAGGACGGGAACCUUCGGCCCUGGUGGAAGAACUCAUCCGUGGAGGCUUUCAAGCAGCAGACCGAGUGCAUGGUGGAGCAGUACGGCAACUACAGCGUGAACGGGGAGCCGGUGAACGGCCGGCACACCCUCGGGGAGAACAUCGCUGAUAAUGGGGGCCUCAAGGCGGCCUAUCGGGCCUACCAGAACUGGGUGAAGAAGUACGGGGCUGAGCAGACGUUGCCCACCCUGGGUCUCACCAAUAACCAGCUCUUCUUCCUGGGGUUUGCACAGGUCUGGUGCUCCGUCCGCACGCCCGAGAGCUCGCACGAAGGUCUCAUCACCGAUCCUCAUAGCCCGUCCCGCUUCCGGGUCAUCGGCUCCAUCUCCAACUCUAGGGAGUUCUCGGAACACUUCCACUGCCCGCCCGGCUCACCCAUGAACCCUCAUCACAAGUGUGAAGUGUGGUGAGAGGGGUGGAGCAUCAAGAGCCAAGGAGGAAGCAGGGCAGGGGCCGAGGACCGCCCCCGGGGCGGGGCCAACAAGGCUGCCCGCUCCUUCCGGCGCCCAGGGCGGCGCCUGGACACCUCGGGCCCCCUUCCCCUCGCUGGAGGGUUUUCAGCCCGAACCAAGUCUGUGAUGUGGGUUCUCACAUUAAUCCGAGAUUUGCUCCCCUGUGAAGACCCGGUCAUCCCAGGCACACGUGUGUCAACUCUGAUGGGCAUUUGGGUGUCAGGCCGGUUGCUCACCAGGCCUGGGCCCCACGCCGACACGGGCAGUGGGACACAGCCUCCUGCCCACAUCCAGCGCCAGAUACACCACAAACACCACUGUGUCAGUGCUUUAAAGAUGUAUUUUUGGGGAAACUAUUUUUUAAACAUUGUGGAAUACACUGGAAAUCUUCAGGGAAAUAACGCAUUUGAAACACUUUUUUUUUUUUUUUUAAGGAAAGGAUUGGUAUAUUUAUUAUGUUCUGUUUUUCUAAAUAACCUGUGGACAAGCCCCACUGAUUUACCCCCCGCCUCGCUUCCUCACUUGCUGCAAGAUUGGUCUGAAGCAGGAUCCCCAGCCACUGAGCAGGUCCCCCAGUGGAGAGCUGCCUCAGUCCCUGGGGUAUGCGGUUUCAGCCUCCUCCCCUGGUUCUUGGUCCCCUGGUGCAGAGAGGAGAGGCAUAGAGGCCCGGCAGAGGGAGGGGCCAGCUUGUUGGUACCACCCCCUCAGUGUGCCUGCCUCUGUCCCCAGAGUCCAACAGUGGGAACCCCAGCAAGGAAGAUCUGACCCCGAAGUCACAGCAGAGGACUGAUGGCUGCAUGAGGCCAGGUGAGGGCCCUCAAACCCUGUCUGGAGGUGCCCGAGCACCCUGGAUCCGGGUCACAGGAGCCCUGCGAGGCUGAGACAUCGCCAUCAGGUGUACUCCACCAUGCCAUGGAUGUCCUCUUUCCGUCCGCCUUCUUUUGACUGACCCCCCGUCAGUCCCGGGGCCUGUUGUCUCUCUGCAGCAUCCUGCUAUCCCAGCCACUUUGGGGUCUCUGCCUUGCAGACCCUCUUCUCCCAGGGAAGAAGGAAAGAGAAAGCAGCUCUCAUUGCCCAAGGGCCCAAAUCCUCCCUUCGAGCUCCGUCCUCUACCACUGGCCCGGGCCGGGCUCCCAGGACCGCAGCCAGGCCCGCCCUCCCUUCUCUAGUGCCUUAUCCAGGGCUGCGCCUGGGCUCCCCGCAAGGAGACAGCCCUCCGCCCCCAGGGGCCCCUUGGCCUCCUCAAUGAAGCCCCCCAAGUGUCCUGACUGGAACACAAGGCCAUACCCCCUACUCCAGUGCCACACAGCUGCCCCUCAUAGCCACCCAGAGGCUCUGGCCUACAGGUCUACGGCACUGAGGUCAGGAAUCUGAAGAGCCCCUGAACUUGCCCUGGGCUUCAGCCCACCCUCAGCCCCUUGGGCUGAAUCAAGACAAUACUUGUAGCAAGAUCCACUGCUCUUCUUGGGGGAUGCUCUUAGCCACGGGAGGCUGCGAGGGGAAGGCUCCCCCAACCUGGUUGGUCUGGCCUGAGGUGUAGGGACCAGGAAUGUCGUCCCUUCCCUGCGGCCUCAUUUUCUCUGGACUCCCCCACCUGGUGGAGCUCAUGUAGCCCCAGGCUGGCCCUGAGGAAGCAGGCACCCCUGACCAAGGCAGGAGCUGCCUCAGCCCUCCUGCCUGGUAGCCAGGCCACCGGGCCAGCCCCGCUCCCACAGGGAGCCAGCGUUCUCCUCGCCCAAGAUGAGCAGAGGCUCAACCACUGCCUCGCCCACCUUCAGGUCGGCCCUGGAGCUGGGGCAGGGGUUUUGGCAGUGGGCUCCAGGUGAGGCCCCUGGCCCCCACCAGCGGCAGGCCUAAUGUCUCUUCAGAGGAAAUGGAGGACAGGAGCCAGAGAAGGAGCUGGAGUCGGGAGCCCGCCAUGCGCACCUCACCACGGAGGGACCGGCUCUCCUGGGCCUGGCGCCCUCCCCUCCCCCACUCCACCCUCCUGCCCUCCGGCCUUCCCCGAGGAGGGUCGCACCCCCGGCACCAUGGACUGGGACCUGCCAGCCAGAAGCAGCGGUCCUAGGGCUGAGGGUCCAGCCGGAGGGAACGUCCUCUGCCCUCAUUGCUUCAGGGAGUGGGAGGGGGCAGGCCGAGGAGGACUCGGGACCAGCGGGGAUGGAAGCAAAGGAAGCACUCCCACUGCCUCCCCUGCAGAGCCUUGGGCAGCUGCGCUCUGAGAGGCCCCUUCCUCCUAGGCCUGGGGAGCCAUAGGGGCGGCUUCUCCGUGGGCACAUAGACGUGGGGUUUGGAGCUGGGAAUCUAUUUUUUGUAUUAUGUUUUGUGCUACUGUAGCUUGGGUUUGGCACUAUUGUAACUGAAAUAAAGUACUUGUACCGAGGGC